Hemisphaericaspora subhashii is the source of this 3579-nucleotide messenger RNA. It is a transcript of the gene BMS1, whose product is annotated as GTPase. NCBI's taxonomy places the organism in Eukaryota, Fungi, Ascomycota, Pichiomycetes, Serinales, Debaryomycetaceae. The transcript has a single exon. Gene Ontology annotation, molecular function: U3 snoRNA binding; ATP binding; GTPase activity. Gene Ontology annotation, biological process: maturation of SSU-rRNA from tricistronic rRNA transcript (SSU-rRNA, 5.8S rRNA, LSU-rRNA); ribosome biogenesis; endonucleolytic cleavage of tricistronic rRNA transcript (SSU-rRNA, 5.8S rRNA, LSU-rRNA). Gene Ontology annotation, cellular component: 90S preribosome; nucleus. The coding region runs from base 1 to 3579 and encodes 1192 amino acids. The record is from RefSeq and is a predicted model, not a curated record.
AUGGACGCUCAACAACAAUCGAACAAGGCCCAUAGAGGCGGUUCGAAUAGAACUACCGCCAAGAAGAAGCUUCACCAGAAUGGCCAAAACAUAAAAGCUUUUGCCGUUUCUGCACCAAGAAAGUUGGAACGUAUGGCAAGAAGAACUCAUGAUGUGAAUGAAAAGAAGUUACAUGUCCCUAUGGUUGAUCGUACACCUGAUGACGACCCACCUCCAGUGAUAGUUGCAGUUGUCGGUCCUCCAGGAACUGGGAAAACUACAUUAAUAAAGUCACUUAUUCGUAGAUUAACUAAAACUACUUUAACUGAAGUGAAAGGUCCAAUCACGGUCGUCAGUGGGAAAAGAAGGAGAUUGACUUUUAUUGAGGGAAAUAAUGAUUUGAAUUCAAUGAUUGAUAUAGCUAAGAUCGCAGAUUUGGUUUUGUUAUUAAUUGAUGGGAAUUAUGGAUUAGAAAUGGAAACUAUGGAAUUCUUAAAUAUUGCUCAACAUCACGGUAUGCCAAGAGUGCUUGGUGUUGCCACUCAUUUGGAUUUAUUCAAGUCUCAAUCCACGUUACGUACGUCUAAGAAAAGGUUAAAGCAUAGAUUUUGGACUGAAGUUUAUCAAGGUGCAAAAUUGUUUUAUCUUUCCGGGGUUAUAAAUGGUCGUUAUCCAGAUAGAGAAAUCCUUAAUUUAAGUAGAUUUAUAUCAGUCAUGAAGUUCAGACCACUUAAAUGGAGAAAUGAACACCCAUAUCUUUUAGCAGAUAGAAUCACCGAUUUAACACAUCCUCAAUUAAUUGCUGAAAAUCCUAAAUGCGACAGAAAAAUCGCUGUUUACGGAUAUCUCCACGGGACUCCAUUACCUUCAUCAGGUGCUCAUAUCCACAUUGCCGGUGUUGGUGAUCAUUAUGUCCACUCGGUAGAAAAAUUACCUGAUCCAUGUCCUACUCCAUACUUUGAACAAAGACUCGAAGAAAUCGAACGAGAACGGGCAAAAGCUGCAGCCGAAUCAGGAGAACCAUUAGCAAAGACCACAAGAAGAAGAAAGAGAUUAGAAGAUAAACAGAAGAUCAUAUAUGCUCCAAUGUCUGAUGUUGGAGGUGUUCUUGUAGAUAAAGAUGCUGUAUACAUUGAUAUUGGUAAAGAAAGUUUCAAUAAAGAAGCUGGAGACGGAGAAAUGGGAGAAGGUGAAAAAUUAGUUACUGAUUUACAAGAUGUUGCAAAGACCAUGACAGAAAGGAUGGAAGAAGGACCUGGUUUACAAUUAUUUUCUAGUUCAAGGGCCCUUAAUGAAGUUGAUAACGACGAGGAAGAUGAAGAAGAUGGCGGGUUAUUAUCUGAUUUAGAUGAGGAAGAAGAAGACGAAGAUACUAGAAAAAACACAGGUAGAAAGUCAUUGAGAAAAGCUCGUGUGUAUGGGAAGUCAAUCACUGAAGAUGAUGAAUUUGACAAUGAAGAAUCAGACAACGAAGAUUUUGACGAAGAAGACGAGCCUCGUAUGGUUGAAGUUGAUUUCGGAAAUGACAAAUACAAAGAAAGCGAAUUGGAAUUUGUCGAAGAUACUUCAUUGUCUUCAGAUGAAGAUGAAGACUAUAGAGCAACUGCUUCGAGAUUAGCAGGAUCUGUUCGUAGAAAAUGGGAUAUCAACAAAUUACUUUAUUUACCCAACAUAGAACCUGCUGAUGUUAUUAAAAGAUGGAUUGGGGACGAGGAUGACGAAGAUGAAGAAGAGGAUAUCGAGCAAGAUGAUGACGAUUUCUUUAGGAAGAAGGAUAUAAAAGAAAUUGCAGAAGAUUUGGAUACUAUGAAACCAGUAUAUCCUUCAGUUGAAGAUCUUAAAGCAAAAUUCGAUGCCAACAGCAUAGACGAGGAGAAUAGCGACGACGAGUAUGAAAAUGGAUAUAAAAUCUUAAAAUCUAGACUCUUAGUUGCUCCAAAGUUGAACGACGCAGAUAAGCAAGAAGAUGGAAGCGAUGAAGAUGACGAUGAAGAAGAAUUGUACGGAGAUUUUGAAGAUUUAGAAGCCGAAGGAGAUGAAGGACAGGCUAAAGCUGGUUCUGACGAGGAUGGGGAUGAAGAAGAAGGUAGCGAUUUCGCCGACUUUGAAGCCGAAGAGGAAAAAGCUGAACUCAGCGAAGAUAACGAAGAAGAAGCUGCAGAGGAUGAAAAUAUGACAGUGGAAGAAAAGAGACAAUUAAAUGCUGCCAAGAAGGCUAAAUUGAAAAUGCAAUUCGAAGAGGAAGAAUAUCAAGAAGACCCAGAAGCUGACAACGAAGCUGAGACAUGGUAUGAGUUCCAAAAGAAUAAAAUGGCUAAACAGUUGGAAAUUAAUAAGGCUGAAUUUGAAGAAAUGGAUCAAAAUACAAGAAUCAAAAUCGAAGGAUACAAAGCUGGUUCAUAUGUCAAGAUUGUUUUUGAUAAGCUCCCUUGUGAAUUUGUUGACAACUUACAACCAGAGUACCCAAUUGUCUUAGGUGGGUUAUUACCAACUGAGUCAAGAUUUGGUAUUAUGAAUGUCAGAAUUAGAAGGCAUCGUUGGCACAAGAAGAUCUUGAAAUCUCAAGAUCCUUUAAUUUUGUCUUUGGGUUGGAGAAGAUUCCAAACCAUCCCUAUCUAUACCACUUCAGAUUCUAGAACCAGAAAUAGAAUGUUGAAAUAUACUCCAGAACAUGCAUACUGUUUUGCUUCCUUCUAUGGUCCUUUAGUUGCACCAAAUACUACUUUCGUUGGGUUCAACCUUGUCGAUAAUCAAUCUACUACUGGUGCUUUUAGAGUUGCUGCAACUGGUAUUGUUGAAGAUUUGAAUUCAUCAGUUGAAAUUGUCAAGAAAUUAAAAUUGGUUGGUUAUCCAUAUAAAAUUUUCCGUAACACGGCCUUUGUAAAAGAUAUGUUUUCAAAUGCUUUAGAAGUUGCUAAAUUUGAAGGUGCUCAAAUCAGAACUGUUUCAGGUAUACGAGGAGAAAUAAAGCGUGCACUUUCUAAACCUGAUGGUCAUUUCAGAGCUACUUUUGAAGAUAAAAUCUUGAUGUCUGACACUGUCUUUUUGAAGACUUGGUAUCCAGUUAAAGUCAAGAAGUUUUAUAAUCCUGUUACUUCCUUAUUGCAAGGAAAGCAUUCUGAAUGGAAGGGUAUGAGAUUGACUGGUCAAGUUAGAGCCGCACAAAAUAUUGCCACUCCUUUGAACAAUGAUAGUGCUUAUAAAAAGAUUGAAAGAGCAGAAAGAAGAUUCAAUCCUUUGAGAGUCCCAAAAUCUAUUAAAGAAACAUUGCCAUUCAAAUCUCAAAUCCAUCAAAUGAAGCCACAAAAGAAGAAGACUUAUAUGUCCAAGAGAGCUGUCGUUUUAGGUGGAGAAGAAAAGAAAGCAAGAGAUUUGAUGCAAAAGAUUGCCACUAUUAGAAAAGAGAAGGAAGCAAAGAGAAGGACUAAGAAGGAUGAAAAAUUCAAAGAAAAAUUGAAGACUAUCGCCAAAAAGGAAGAAUUAAGGAAAGACAAAGAAAGAGAACGUAAAAAGGAGUAUUUUGCUAAAGAAGGUAAGAAGAGAGGUUUAGGUUCUAGUGAAGGAAACAGCCAGGCAUUUGGUAAGAAGAAAAGAACCUAA